AAUAGAAAAAAAGAAGCCAGUGUGUGGUCUCCGACCAUAUUGUUUCAAAAAGGCUUCCAUAAAAGUGAGCACGUGAUUCGCCUACUCUAUCCUCUCCUUUCCUCUUUUUUUUUUUUUUUUUGAAAAUGUCAAACUUGGCUCAAGAUUCACUAGAGAUCAUCGAGUUUUUAAAAUCAUUAUACUUUGACCAAGAAUUUACAUUUGUCAGUGAUCAAGAUGAAAAAGUAUAUGAACAGCUUCAACAGGAACAAAAUGUAUUGGAUAAGCAAUAUAUCGAAAUGAUCAUAAAAGCACCUAUAAAAGAACUCUUUUUGUGCUUUUAUUGUCGACUUUCUUUGAUCUCUGAAAAUUAUGAUUUAUCGUUACCAUCAAGUGAUAAUCACUGGCUGUCUAGACAAGAUCAUAAACAACUGACAGAUGCACUUGCUGCUGUAGAAGGAGACGAUCGUGCUUCACGGAUAGUAGAGAGUAUUCAAACAAUCUCGACUCUUGCUGAACCUAUGUUGGAAGAAUAUGAAAAGCAGCAACAGAAACAAUUAAAGAAAGAUACAAGUGAUGAACCUAUUGAAUUUCUAAGAGAAUGGAUAUGGUUUCCAAUGAUUUACACAAGAGAAAAGGUAAAGAAAGGGGUAUUUUUUUAUAAAGACUAAAUAACAGGAUAGAGAGGGCAUAUUAUCGAUUGGGCACCUAGUUAUCAUAUCACGGGAU
Messenger RNA from Rhizopus microsporus ATCC 52813, 708 nucleotides. RefSeq lists its product as uncharacterized. The coding region runs from base 126 to 650 and encodes 174 amino acids. NCBI's taxonomy places the organism in Eukaryota, Fungi, Mucoromycota, Mucoromycetes, Mucorales, Rhizopodaceae. The record is from RefSeq and is a predicted model, not a curated record. The transcript has a single exon.